Paralichthys olivaceus (Japanese flounder) is the source of this 2018-nucleotide messenger RNA. RefSeq names its product tetratricopeptide repeat protein 16. Gene Ontology annotation, molecular function: protein binding. NCBI's taxonomy places the organism in Eukaryota, Metazoa, Chordata, Actinopteri, Pleuronectiformes, Paralichthyidae. The record is from RefSeq and is a predicted model, not a curated record.
AUGACGCAGAAACCUAAAAAUGUCAACGAAGUGAAAAAUGUCAGUAAAACAGCUUCAAUCAGCGAUUUGAACGACAGGAUGGAGCCUGAAGAGAGAAAAGAUGAGACGCAGAGAGCAGGAAACACCUUCGAGCUGCUUUUUGGUUCCAGUGAAAUGUUUCGUGCUCCAAGAGAGAAACUCCGUCAGAGAAACGAGCUGCAGGGGAGAUUCAUCAUCCAGAACAAAGCUGCAGAGCAUUACUCAAAUGGAGAAGAGGCCAUGAGGACGUGUCAGUAUGAGAAAGCUGUGAUCUGCUUCUCUAAAGCCGUCACACUGCAGCCGGAGCAGACUCAGAUGUUUGUGGCUCAGGCGGAGUCGUACCUGCAGCUCUGUGACUUCCAGUCGGCAGCAGCCUGCUAUAAAAAGGCCGAGCUCCUGGAGCCCGGAGCUUUCAGCCGCCGCUUGGCUCUCAUCUACUAUCUCCAGGGUCAGUGUCUGUUCGACCGAACUCUUUUCCCAGAAGCUCUGGAGGCGUUCAGCAGAGCUGCCGAGCUGAAGCCCGGCUGCAGAGUCUACGCUGCGAGACGUCUGGCCUGUCUGGCAGCUGCAGGUCGUCACGGUAACUGUCUGAAGCUGGUCAACGACUGGAUGACGUCAGACGGUCCGACCUCUGACCUUUACGUCCUCAGAGCUCGACUGCACAGACGACUCCAGCAGACGUCACAGUGUCGUCAGGACGUGAAGUCUGCGCUGGCGUUGAACCCGACGUGUCCGGAGGCCACAGCUCUGCUGCUGCAGCUGCAGGACGCUGGAGAACGGGCCAGACUUCAGGCCGUGGAGCGAGCGGUGACCGGCCGGCUGCCUGAGGCCCUCUGCAGCAUCAACGUCGCUCUGGAGAACUGUCCACAGGACGCACGGCUCCACCUGUUCAGAGGGAUUCUCUACCGACGUCUGAAAGACUUCACCGCCGCCAUCGAGGAUCUGGUUCAGGCUGUGGAGCUGAGCGAGGAGGAGGAGGAGGGGGUCAGAGGUCAGGUGGAGGUCGGACACAGGAAGGACGAGAGCGGCUCUUUGGAAGCGGAGGCGGAGUUUCAGCUGGUUCUCACCUACAAUGACUUUGCGGUUGAAUGUUUCAGCCGAGGUCUGUACGCUGAAGCUGCUCUGCUCCUCAACAAGGCCAUCGAGGAGGAGAAGGACGAGGCAGGACUGUACCUCAACCGAGGAGACUGUUUCUUUAAACAGGGUGAGUGGUGUUAUGCUCUGUCCGACUACCAGCAGGCCGAGGAAAUGAUGCGACCGGACGACCCGGCUCUCCGGCUGCGCCUCGCUGUCCUCCACAACACUUUGGGCUCUCUCCACUUCCAGGACGGGCGUUUCCAGGAGGCGGCGGACGUGUUGUCUCUCUCUGUCCAGUACGACCCCUCAGCCGCUCUGUCCUACGAGAGCAGAGCCAAGGCCUUCAGGAGGCUCCGGAGGCUGGACGAGGCCCGACAGGACGUCAUCCGCUCACUGAUCUUGGAUCCAACCAGCGAGGAGCUGCCUCCGAUGCUCAUGAGUCUGUUCCCUGGACGCAGUGUCUCUGAUGUUUUGUCGAGUCCUGCAGCACAAGAGGUCAGAGGUCAGCUGACAGACGCCAUCCAGGCCUGCGGCUCCGUCUCUGAGCAACAAAGACGCAGCGAGACGCUCCGACGGACGACUCUGACCAAUGAGGCCGCAGCGAUUCAGUCAGGUGACUCAUCUGAAGAGGGAGACGGACGGAGGUCGAGUGUGAACCAACAGGAGAAGGAGUUAACUGUGAGGAGCCUCCUGCAAGUGCUGAUGGGAAAAACCUCAUCAUCAUCAUCAUCAUACAAGAAAGUGAAAAGUAAAUAAUUUGAAUGACUGAUGUUAAAAACACAGUGUUGUGUCCAGUAGAGGGCGUCAGAGACACAGCUUGAGACUGGUGGGGUUCGUGGGGACGCUCCGCUGUGUUUGACUUUCAUCAUCUAAGACCAAAGUUCUUUUAUCAUCAUAUUCCAACAAAACAAUAAACACUCAUG